Messenger RNA from Diaporthe citri, 657 nucleotides. RefSeq lists its product as uncharacterized. The record is from RefSeq and is a predicted model, not a curated record. Lineage: Eukaryota; Fungi; Ascomycota; Sordariomycetes; Diaporthales; Diaporthaceae. The transcript has a single exon. Bases 1 to 657 code for a protein of 218 amino acids.
AUGGGUUCAAAUCCCUCAGAUACCCUGGUGGCCAACUUCGAACCGAGGGGCAAAUUCUUCAAGGGAAUGACCGACAUGCCUCUAAGCUUUAUCAAGAACCUGGGGUAUGUCCUGGGGGAAGUCACAUCAUUCGCGUUCACCCGAGCCGCCUCUCAAGCAUUGUCAGAGCAGAUACUUGCAGAAGUCCGCCAUUUCCACAGACUCAAGAAAUUGUUGGUGGUUGUGUGGGACAAUGUGUGCGCUCUACAGCCGUUACUGGAGACCUUGUCGGCGAGCGUCAAUAGAUCACUCGAGGAGCUGUGCCUCAUCAUCGAAGUAUCGGAUCCGUCGAUUCCAUUUUUAGAAUUCAGUCAAAUCCAGCGAAUACUAUCUCCAUCGCUCCGGGGGCUCAGGCGCCUCGUCGUGUCUUGCAGGAGAACCCACUUCUACAGGGCCACGGCUAGACCUCAGCCGUCAGCAGGUCCUAACCCAAACUUACAAAGUGCUGUUGCAUAUGCGAACGUAUUCCCAGACCUAGAAGUUGUCCGAUUGUGGGGUCAUUUGAUUGACAUUGUCCGUGGUGAGGACGGGGUGCAUGCCGAGUUCAGCACGAAGCAGUUUGAUUUUCCUUUCCUCGGGGACUUCGACACUCUCGACGAACACAGAAUGUGGGAGUGA